Cadophora gregata is the source of this 837-nucleotide messenger RNA. RefSeq lists its product as uncharacterized. The coding region runs from base 1 to 837 and encodes 278 amino acids. The transcript has a single exon. The record is from RefSeq and is a predicted model, not a curated record. Gene Ontology annotation, biological process: protein transport. NCBI's taxonomy places the organism in Eukaryota, Fungi, Ascomycota, Leotiomycetes, Helotiales, Ploettnerulaceae.
AUGGUCCAACAGAAAGAUGAAGCAGUUUCCAAGCAACAACGGCGAGCGAUGGCGCAACUCCUCGAAGCUGGAAAGAUCGAGUCUGCAAAGAUCCGCGUCGAGAAUAUUAUCCGCUCUGACAUUACCACCGAACUCCACGAGAUUCUUGAACUAUAUUGCGAGCUGCUGCUUGCGCGAACGGGCCUGAUGGAAGCACAAACCUGCGAUCCUGGCUUGGAAGAGGCCGUCAAGAGUCUGAUAUAUGCAGCGCCGAGGACGGAUGUCAAGGAGUUGCAGCAGGUGCGGAAUCUGCUGGUGGAAAAAUAUGGCAAGGAGUUUGCGCUCGAGGCCAUCGAGCAUAGUGAUGAGAAAGUCAGCGAGAAGGUGCUCAAGAAACUUACAGUUACGCCGCCUCCGCAAGAGCUCGUUAAUGGAUACCUGGAAGAGAUCGCGAGGACUUAUGGUGUGGAUUGGCCGAAGAAACCAAAGGAGGAGCUGGGCGAGCCUCCGGAGUACGUCGAUGAUGACGAUGACGAGAAUCCAAGCGGAGGACAAGCACAGAAGAAUCUCGAGGCUCCAUUGGAAACAGAUGCAGGGAAGGCAGUUGAAGAAAGGGAAGCAUUGAGUAAGGCAACGCCGCCGAGGAAUUUUGGUCCUACAAGCCCGCUGAGAGUGAACCCACCGAGCCCGAGCACGGAUAAUCUACAUCCUAGGGUUAAAGGGACGUUGGAUCUGAAGCCAACGAAGAAGAUGGUGGAUUCUGGGGCUGGUAAAGGGACACAGAGUAAAGGCCCCGUUGGUGGGACAAUACCUGAUGUGGAUGAGCUGGCCAAGAGAUUUGCGGCACUGAAGAAGUGA